Messenger RNA from Ailuropoda melanoleuca (giant panda), 2936 nucleotides. RefSeq names its product solute carrier family 6 member 9 (gene SLC6A9). NCBI's taxonomy places the organism in Eukaryota, Metazoa, Chordata, Mammalia, Carnivora, Ursidae. The record is from RefSeq and is a predicted model, not a curated record. Gene Ontology annotation, cellular component: plasma membrane. Gene Ontology annotation, biological process: amino acid import across plasma membrane; nitrogen compound transport; sodium ion transmembrane transport. Gene Ontology annotation, molecular function: amino acid:sodium symporter activity.
UGGGAGAGGCAGGGGAUGCGUCAGUGUCCCGGAGCUGGCAGAGGUGUGAAUGAGCAGCGAAGACGCGCGCGCCGCUCUGCGCACUCAUCCUGGGAUGGCCUCGGCUCGUGGACCUGGGGCCCGCUCCUCCCCAGAGCAGGGGCCUUCAUGUUCCCGUAUUUCAUCAUGCUCGUGUUCUGCGGGAUCCCCCUCUUCUUCAUGGAGCUCUCCUUCGGCCAGUUCGCAAGUCAGGGCUGCCUGGGGGUCUGGAAGAUCAGCCCCAUGUUCAAAGGGGUGGGCUACGGCAUGACGGUGGUGUCCGCGUACAUCGGCAUCUACUAUAACGUGGUCAUCUGCAUCGCCUUCUAUUACUUCUUCUCGUCCAUGACGCACGUGCUGCCCUGGGCCUACUGCAAUAACCCCUGGAACACGCCCGACUGCGCUGGGGUGCUGGACGCCUCCAACCUCACCAACGGCUCCCGGCCCACCGCCCUGGCCGGCAACCUCUCCCACCUGCUCAACUACUCCCUCCAGAGGACCAGCCCCAGCGAGGAGUACUGGAGGCUCUACGUGCUGAAGCUCUCAGAUGACAUCGGGAACUUUGGGGAGGUGCGACUCCCCGGGCAGGGAGCGCCGGGAGGAGUCCGACGACGGAGCCCGUCUCGUGCGUAGGUGGUGUACAUCACAGCCACCUUCCCCUACGUGGUGCUGACCAUCCUGUUCGUCCGAGGUGUGACCCUGGAGGGGGCCUUCACGGGCAUCGCGUACUACCUGACGCCGCAGUGGGACAAGAUCCUGGAGGCCAAGGUGUGGGGCGAUGCCGCCUCCCAGAUAUUCUACUCGCUGGGCUGCGCGUGGGGCGGCCUCAUCACCAUGGCUUCCUACAACAAGUUCCACAACAACUGCUACCGGGACAGCAUCAUCAUCAGCGUCACCAACUGUGCCACCAGCGUGUACGCCGGCUUCGUCAUCUUCUCCAUCCUGGGCUUCAUGGCCAGUCACCUGGGUGUGGACGUGUCCCGCGUGGCUGACCACGGCCCUGGCCUCGCCUUCGUGGCUUACCCCGAGGCCCUCACGCUGCUGCCCAUCUCCCCGCUCUGGUCUCUGCUCUUCUUCUUCAUGCUCAUCUUGCUGGGGCUGGGCACUCAGUUCUGCCUCCUAGAGACGCUCGUCACAGCCAUUGUGGACGAGGUGGGAAAUGAGUGGAUCCUGCAGAAAAAGACCUACGUGACCUUGGGCGUGGCCGUGGCUGGCUUCCUGCUGGGCAUCCCCCUCACCAGCCAGGCAGGCAUCUACUGGCUGCUGUUAAUGGACAACUACGCGGCCAGCUUCUCCUUGGUCAUCAUCUCCUGCAGCAUGUGUGUGUCCAUCAUGUACAUCUAUGGGCACCGGAAGUACUUCCAGGACAUCCAGAUGAUGCUGGGGUUCCCACCGCCCCUCUUCUUCCAGAUCUGCUGGCGCUUUGUCUCUCCAGCCAUCAUCUUCUUCAUUCUCGUCUUCACGGUGAUUCAGUACCAGCCAAUAACCUACAACCACUACCAGUAUCCAGGCUGGGCUGUGGCCAUCGGCUUCCUAAUGGCUCUGUCCUCCGUCAUUUGCAUCCCUCUGUAUGCCCUGUUCCAGCUCUGCCGCACAGAUGGGGACACCCUCCUCCAGCGUUUGAAAAAUGCGACGAAGCCAAGCAGAGACUGGGGCCCUGCCCUCCUGGAGCACCAGACUGGGCGCUAUGCCCCCACCCUCCCACCCUCUCCUGAAGACGGGCUUGAGGUCCAGCCGCUGCACCCGGACAAGGCCCAGAUCCCCACAGUGGGCAGUAACGGCUCUAGCCGUCUGCAGGACUCUCGGAUAUGAGCACGGCCGCCAGGGGAGGGCCCAUCAAGGGCCCCACCCCCGCCCGUGCUCCCACCACAGAGACUGGGGAGGCAGGGGAUGGGUGUCACCACCUGCCCCUGCCAUGCCCUGGCCAGGGUGGCUGCUGUCACCUUGGUCACUACUGGUAGCGUCAUUUGUGCCCGUGUCCCCGGUGUUUACAGGUCCUUUGGAUGCCAAGAUGGCAGCUGGGGAUGGGUGUGGGUGAUGGGAGGGUUGCCGGGGGGUUGCCCAAAGCACUUUGGAGGGGGUCUCAGGCCAUGUCCCCAGAGAUCUGCUGGGCUUUACAUGGCCUCUGACGCGCCCGCACUCUGCCUUGAGCUGCAGUUCUAGGUGGGCCCCCUACCUGUCCCCCUCCUUGGGCCUCCAGCCUCCUGAGCAGUGUUCUUGCCCUCAGAGCAGACCCCAGCCUCUGCCCAGGCAAAUUUGGGUCUUCCUAUCCAGGGGCAGGGUGAGGGGCUAAGGGGCUGUACAGUGUUACUUGUCAGGCUGUGCCGCCCAGCCCUGUUUGUCUGUGUAAUUAUUUUUGUAAAAAUCGUAUUAUCUGUGGUUGCCACUCCCGUGCCCCCAGCCUCGGGCCCCCUCUGUCUUCCAGCCCUGCCUGCCCCUCACUCGGCUGCUCUGGGGCCGCUGCACCUCAUCCCAGCCCCGGCUGUGAGGCCCAGCCAGCAGAGGCCCACGACCCAGCAGCCUGCCCAAAGCACUAGUUCCUGGGGGUCGGGGUGGGGUGCUGCUGAGCACGAGGUUCGAGCCCAGAGCCCUGGGGAAGGGGACCUUCCACGAAACCCCCUUGCCCUCCCUCCACCAGGCGAAAGGCCCAGUCUUCCCAAACUGGGCUGCCCUUGUUCAUGUGCCAAAUGGCCCCGGCCCGCAUGCCCCAUCCCCUCUCCGGAGCCGGAGCUCCUUCCCCCCAGCCCCACAGUGUCCGUGUGUCCGUCCUCUCUGUCCCUCUGUGCAGUGCCAGCCCCGGAAGAGCCGCCUCUAACCCUCUGUAGCAAUAACGGUGCACCACCCACCCCUCCCCAUCUGUGCACCACUAGGAUUUUAAAGUCCAUAGAUUUUAAUGAAAUUUCUAUUCCUGUCUCUGA